AGCCGCGACUUCUCGCCGCUCGACAUCCUGCUGGGCGGCUUCGUGAACGGGAGCCUGGAGUUCACGCCGGGCGAGUACCAGGACUACUCGUCGACGAACUACAUCCUCCUCGGCUUGGUCGCGGCGCGGUACGACGCGCCCGACGUCACAGAUCCCUACGAAGCCUGGAAGGCCUUCGACCAGGCCGCCGCGGCCAAGGGCACGCUCUCCAAGGCGUCGAAAUUCGUCGACGCGGGCCCCUGCGACGCGUUCACGCCCGUCAAGGGCUUCAUGGAGCGGCGCCGGGGCCCCACGAUCGAGGUCUCGGACGUCUCCUGCGUCGGCGGGUGGUCCGCGGGCAACCUCGUGGGCCCGGUCCGCGACGUCGCCAAGUUCACGCAGGCGCUCUACGGCCUCGAGGGCAUCGUCACGAACGCGUCGCUGGCCGACAUGACCUACUGGGGCGAUGGCCGCUUCGCGUGGUACGGCGCGGGCACCUUCGACCUCGCGUUCUCCGUCGGCGGCAACGUCAGGGCCGUGGGCCACGUCGGCGACACCUACGGCUACCAGUCCCAGGCGACCUACUUCCCGGACUACGGCUUCACGCUGGCCGUCGCGACGAACGCGGAGAUGGAGGCCCAGGCGCAGCCGGGCGACGCGACGUGCGUCGGCUUCCACGCCGUCCUCGCCGCGCUCGGCCUCGGGCCGCGGCUCGAGUGCGCCUUCGUCGUGCCCCGGGGCCGCCGCUUCAUGGGCACCUGCGAGCCGCCGUUUGGCGCCGGGCCCGACCAGCCCAUCUUCUUCCGCGACCGCGGCGAGAAGUGCAAGACCGUCGUCCCGCGGAACGUGCGGCCCGGCCAGCGCUUCCGCGUGAAGCGGAGCGAGUGCCUCCUCCGCAAAAAGGAGCGGCCGAGGACCGCGCAGGCCGCGCUCAGAACACGGCGGCCCGACGGCGUGCCCGAGCUGAAGACGACGGAGCUGGACGCGCACGCCAAGUCGACGCAGGCCAUGAUGGACCUCAUGAUGCCGCGGUCGCUCCGCCGGUCCGUUACUCGGCCGGAGAUCACGCCGGCGGACCGCGCGCUCAUCACGGCGUACCAGGCGCGCCAGCGCGCGGGCAAGUGCCAGGACGAGGGCUUCUGGAAGCAGCAGGGCUUCCGCGCCGCCGGCGACCCCGACGCGUUGACGGCCGAGAAGAAGAAGGACUACGGCUACGGCGCGCCCAAGUGGUCGCCCUACUACCGCCAGCUCGAGCCCGACAAGGUCCGGUCCAAGGAGGCCCAGGAGCGCUCCACGAAGGCGCUCGGCGAUCAGGCCUGGUGGGAGCAGUACGGCUUCAAGGGCUCCAUGUCCGAGGAGAAGAAGCGCGACUACGGCAACGGCGUGCCCGGCUGGAGCCCCUACCACCGCUCCGACGAGCUCAAGCCCGGCGAGAAGCCGGGCGAGAAGACGGGCCUGCCCGCCGACGCCUUCUGGUUCCAGCAGUGGGGCUUCCGCACCGGCGCCGUCUCCGAGGAGAAGCGCCGCGACUACGGCUACGGCCUCAUGGGCGCGUCGCUGUCGCGGCGCGGGGCGUCGCCCGUCGAGGGCGCGCCCGAGGCCCCCGAGGCCACCAAGCGCCCCCGCGCGGCCUCGAAGGAGGAGGUGCAGUUCACGCGCGUUCUCGAGCACGGCCACAACGUCUCCGCGAUCCUCGCCUUCGCGGGCUACCGAAACGUGCUCACCCUCGAGGCGCUCUGCCCGCGCGCGCGGCGCCUGAUCCGCGGCGCGCGCGUGGAGCUCGACGUGUCCAACGAGACGAACCUCCUCGUGGCCGUCAAGGCCGCGGCGCGCGCCGAGCUCUUCGAGGCGCGGCGCUCGGGCGCGAGCGGCGCCAAGACGCACUACAAGUUCGUCUUCGACGACUGCCGGGCCCGCGCCAGCGACAUCGUCUACCGCGACGACCGCGCGCUGCUGCUCUCCCCUCGCGCCCGUGCUCCGGCGCUGGUAGAAGGAUUCCGAGGCGCGGAUGUCGACGCGGCGCGGUCGGCGUGCGCCAUCGCCGCCAAGGAGCGUCGGCGCGCGGCGCUGCUGGCCAUCGGCUACUUCGAGGAGCGGGUCCACACGCUCGCUGCGGGCGACGAGAUCGACUUCGCCGAGGGUGGCGACCCCGACCCACCUGGGCUGAGCCCGCUCGCGUGGCUCCGCGGCAGCGUUGUUUCAGUCGACUUCAAGACCAAGAAGGCCGUCGUCCGCGUCGGCGAAGAGGAAAAGGAGGCCUUCUUCGGUCCUUUCAUCACUCUGGCGGCCGUCGAGUCGAACGGCGUCGACAUCUGA
Aureococcus anophagefferens is the source of this 2295-nucleotide messenger RNA. RefSeq lists its product as hypothetical. The annotation marks the transcript as partial. The transcript has 6 exons. The record is from RefSeq and is a predicted model, not a curated record. NCBI's taxonomy places the organism in Eukaryota, Pelagophyceae, Pelagomonadales, Pelagomonadaceae.